GGCAUAUACUAGCCAAGAAUGGGCAAGGCACUAUUCUUGUUCGCGGCUGUGAUGGCAAUGGCCUUGGGGCAAGGUAAAGGCAUCCCCUUCAGUGAGGAGGAUCUCGCGACGGAGGAGAACCUAUGGAACUUGUAUGAGAGAUGGCAGAGUCACCAUGGUGUGGCUCGAAGCCACUACGAGAAGCACUUGCGCUUCGAUGUCUUCAAGGAGAAUGCCAAGUAUAUACAUGAGUCCAACAAGAUGGAGAAGGGCUAUACCCUGAGCUUAAAUAAGUUUGGAGACAUGACAAGGGACGAGUUCAGGAGUACCUAUACUGGAUCGAGGAUUGACCGCCAUAGCUUGUUCAGAGAAAGCAGAACGGGCAAGGGGAGCUUCAUGUAUGAGAAUGUAACUGACCUCCCCAGUGCCGUUGAUUGGAGGCAGAAGGGCGCGGUCACCGGCAUCAAGGAUCAAGGCAAAUGUGGGAGUUGCUGGGCCUUCUCGACUGUGGUUUCAGUAGAGGGGAUAAACCAGAUUAAAACUAAUAAACUCGUAUCCUUAUCGGAGCAAGAACUUGUCGAUUGUGACACUAACACUAAUAAAGGAUGCAACGGAGGUCUAAUGGGUGAUGCAUUCAACUUCAUCAAAACAAAUGGUGGAAUAACCACCGAGGAAGCUUACCCUUACGCUGCUAAACAAAACAAAUGUAACCUUCAAAAGGAAAAUUCUCACAUUGUUGUGAUCGAUGGGCAUGAGGAUGUUCCCAUCAACGAUGAGGAAGCUUUGAUGAAAGCUGUGGCAAAUCAACCUGUAUCAGUUGCUAUAGAAGCAGGGGGUGGCAAAGAGUUCCAGUUCUACUCUCAAGGUGUCUUUGCAGGGAAUUGCGGAACCAAUUUAGACCAUGGAGUUGCUAUCGUAGGGUAUGGAACAACUCCCGAUGGGACGAAGUAUUGGAUAGUGAAGAACUCAUGGGGAAUAGAGUGGGGUGAGCAAGGGUAUAUAAGGAUGAAUAGAGGGAUCUCAGCAAAGGAGGGGUUAUGUGGCAUUGCCAUGCGAGCAUCUUAUCCUACAAAGACAUCUCCCAACCCAAUUUAA
Zingiber officinale is the source of this 1074-nucleotide messenger RNA. RefSeq names its product vignain-like. The transcript has 4 exons. The coding region runs from base 19 to 1074 and encodes 351 amino acids. Gene Ontology annotation, molecular function: cysteine-type endopeptidase activity. NCBI's taxonomy places the organism in Eukaryota, Viridiplantae, Streptophyta, Magnoliopsida, Zingiberales, Zingiberaceae. The record is from RefSeq and is a predicted model, not a curated record. Gene Ontology annotation, cellular component: lysosome.